AUGCAUUGGGCAGCAGUCGGCAAGCUGGGUUUGGGAGCCCGUCAGGCGCGGUUUGGCGGCUCCUCUGUGGCCACUGCGGAGCGCAUGAAGGAGGUGGCUGACAUCAUCUGCUCCUUCCCGCACCACCUGCCCUGCGUUGUGCUAUCCGCAAUGGGCAAGACCACCAACCUGCUGCUGCAAGCUGGCGACGAGGCACUGCGCACCCCCGCCGGAAACAUUGCAAACCUGGCGCCGCUCAACGCCAUCAAGGAUUUGCACCGCGCUGCCGCCGAGGAGCUGGGGGUGGAUGCGGAGACGCGGGAGGAGGUGGAGAUGCUGCUGACGCAGCUGCAGCAGCUGCUGGUGGGCAUCUCCAUCAUGCAGGACCUGACGCCCCGCGCCAAGGACUCUCUGGUCUCCUUUGGCGAGCGCCUAUCCACCCGUCUCUUUGCUGCCUACCUCAACGCCCAGGGCGUGGCGGCGCGGCAGUACGAUGCCUUUGACCUGGGCGUCAUCACCAACGACAACUUUGUCAAUGCAGAGGUCAACUAUGAGCUGACGCUGCCGGCGGUGCGGGAGAGCCUCACGUUCAAGCCCGGACAGCGGCGCCACCUGCCCAUCGUCACCGGGUUCCUGGGUCGCGGCCUGCAGACGGGCGCCAUCACCACGCUGGGCCGCGGCGGCAGCGACCUCACAUGCACGCUGCUGGGCGGCGCGCUGGGGCUGCCAGAGGUGCAGGUGUGGAAGGAUGUGGAUGGCGUGCUGACGGCGGACCCGCGCGUGGUGGACAGCGCGCGGCCUGUGUCGGAGCUGACGUUUGAGGAGGCCACGGAGCUGGCCUUCUUUGGUGCCACAGUGUUGCACCCGCUGGCCAUGCAGCCCGCGCACGAGUGCAACGUGGGGGUGCGCGUGAAGAACAGCUACAACAGGCAGGCGCCCGGCACGCUGAUCAGCGAGGUGCGCGACAUGAGUACCAGCCUGAUGACGAGCAUCGUGAUGAAGUCCAACGUGACACUGGUGGAUGUGGUGUCCACGCGCAUGAUGGGGCAGUUUGGCUUCCUGGCGAAGGUGUUCAAGGUGUUCAGCGACAACAAGAUCUCGGUGGAUGUGGUGGCCACCAGCGAGGUCUCCAUCUCCCUCACACUCGACCCAGCCAAGAUCUGGGAGCGCGACCUGAUUGCGGAGGAACUAGAGGGCCUGAUGCAGGACUUUGAGGGCGUCGCCAAGGCGCACUACCGCCGUGGCAUGGCCAUCAUCUCCCUCAUCUGCAACGUGCAGCGCACCAGCCAGAUCCUCGAGCGCACCUUCCGCGUGCUCAACCGCGAGAACAUCCGUGUGCAGAUGAUGAGCCAGGGCGCCAGCAAGACCAACAUCGCGCUGAUUGUGGAGGACAGCGAGGCCAAGCAUGCGCUCAGGGUGCUGCAUGACGAGUUCUUCGGCAGCGGCAGCAGCUAG
Chlorella variabilis is the source of this 1434-nucleotide messenger RNA. RefSeq lists its product as hypothetical. Bases 1 to 1434 code for a protein of 477 amino acids. Gene Ontology annotation, molecular function: aspartate kinase activity. Lineage: Eukaryota; Viridiplantae; Chlorophyta; Trebouxiophyceae; Chlorellales; Chlorellaceae. The record is from RefSeq and is a predicted model, not a curated record. The transcript is spliced from 9 exons. Gene Ontology annotation, cellular component: chloroplast stroma.